CGGCUCUCCGAAACUGACAACACUGUCGACAUGGAGGCUUCAGACGAGUGCUGCUUCACGGGAAGUUUGCACGAAGGACAGCCAAACGGAACCAUCAAAAACAUUAACGAUGUCCCAACAUAUUGUACCAUGCCUUUGGGAGGCGUAGGAUCACAGCAUGACACGAACGCAAUCAUCUACCUUCCUGACGUCUUUGGGAUGCAGCUCGUGAAUAAUCAGCUAGAGAUAUUCAACAAAACGCUCAAGGCGGAUCGUUUGACUGAUUCAGGCUACAACGUGUACAUGCCUGAUUAUCUGAACGGAGACCCUCGCCCUGGGUCUGUCGAUCAAGCUCCACCGACAUCGUUCAAUGUCAACGCCUGGAAGGCUGCACAUACCGUGACGCAAACACGUCCCCCCCUCGAUAAGGUGAUCGCGGGACUCAAGAAUGAGGGUUACACUGUGUUUGCUGCCACUGGAUAUUGCUUUGGCGCGCGGUACGUGGUGGACCUUGCACUGGAAAAUGCCAUCCAAGUGGCCGUCAUCUCGCACCCAUCCCAACUUCUUAUCCCCUUCGACAUUGACGCGUUGGUGGCCGCCUCCAAUGUGCCGCUGCUGAUCAACUCCUGCGAGUUCGACCCGCAUUUCCCCCAAGAGUGGCAAAGCAUCGCGGACGAGAAGCUGGGCGCGGGGAAGUAUGCGCCGGGCUACAAGAGGACGUACUGGGAGGGAUGCUCACAUGGCUUUUUGACGAAAGGCGACUUGUCCGAUUCCAAAGUCAAGUCUGGGCAAGAUGGCGCUGUUGAAGCAACGAUAGCUUGGAUUCGGGAGCACCUUCAGAAUUCGCAAGCGUGA
This is a messenger RNA of Mycena indigotica, 834 nucleotides long. Its product is annotated as Dienelactone hydrolase endo-1,3,1,4-beta-D-glucanase. Gene Ontology annotation, molecular function: hydrolase activity. The record is from RefSeq and is a predicted model, not a curated record. Lineage: Eukaryota; Fungi; Basidiomycota; Agaricomycetes; Agaricales; Mycenaceae. The coding region runs from base 31 to 834 and encodes 267 amino acids. The transcript is spliced from 9 exons.